Salvelinus sp. IW2-2015 is the source of this 1261-nucleotide messenger RNA. The record is from RefSeq and is a predicted model, not a curated record. Lineage: Eukaryota; Metazoa; Chordata; Actinopteri; Salmoniformes; Salmonidae.
AGCCGGCCGCAUGAUAAUCUCAAUCUGUGCCCAUUAGUGCACUGAGAGAGAAGAGGGUUCUACACAGAGAGCGAGGCAGUGACAUAAACAGAGUGCAAGUGGGAGAGAACUUUAAAGGGAUUUGGCAGUGAUUUGUAGAAUCUCAGUGGCAUAAUAUUGUGCUUUUUCUACUUUUCCGUGAUUCAGACGAUGCUAUACACUAAAGCCUCAAAAGCCAAAAUGUUCUAUGCUUUUUUGCUAACUAAAACAAAUGUUAUGUUAUUGAAGGAUUUGAGUCCAUUCCAGUUAUUUUUAGAAAAUACAUAUAAUAUCUGAGAUGUUAAUGGAUUUACUUUUUGCUAAAACAAUGAAGAAUCUGGCACUGAACAUCAUCACAUAUUGAAUAUGGGAACAGACCUGUUUGGGAGUGUUGGAGUGAUGGAUGAAAUCAAGACUGGUCCAAAUGGAAUGUUCAGGUAUCAAAUGUAGAGGGAGAAGCCUGGUACUUUAACACUGGAUACAGGAACCUUUGGUGGCCAGAAUCAUGAUAUCACAGUGCCACACAUCACAGUUCUGUUGUCGGUUUGGUCCACUGUUUGGAUGCCAUGUAACAACAUUGCUCAGGUUACUGUGGAUGCUGUUUCUGGGUCUAAGUCCAGAGUCAUGGGCUCAGCAGGGCACACAACCACACUCCAUCAAGAUCAAGGGGGACAUCACCCUGGGUGGCCUGUURCCAGUGCACUCCCGUGGGCCUGCCGGUGUGCCCUGUGGGGAGAUCAAGAGGGAGAAGGGGAUCCACCGAAUGGAGGCCAUGCUGUAUGCGCUGGAUCAGAUCAACAGUGACCCUGACCUCCUGCCUAACAUCACCCUGGGGGCCAUGGUCCUGGACACCUGCUCCAGAGACACCUACGCUCUGGAGCAGUCACUCACCUUCGUCCAGGCCCUCAUCCAGAAGGAUAACUCAGACGUGCGCUGCUCCAACAAUGAGCCACCCAUUAUUCGCAAACCAGAGAGGGUGGUGGGAGUAAUCGGAGCAUCAGGCAGCUCUGUGUCCAUCAUGGUGGCCAACGUGCUGAGACUCUUUGCGGUCCUCACAGCAGAAAGACUCAAUAAGGUUCUCAAUGUUGUUGCAGCUGAUCACAUUGUGAUSCUGUCYUUUGUCCACGAUGAACUGGAGGUUGACYUGGAUUUUGCAGAGGCAUGUGUCCCUAUCCUGGACUGUUGGCUUGACAACCCAAAUUCUUCUUUUGAAGAAUUCAUAGUAGGACAUUUUAAUCUCUGA